UGCCAGCUAGACAACCGAACUCUCCUCCAUUCGACGGCAUGCGGUGCAACCUUCGGUGACUGACCGAGGCUGUAUCUCUUCCCAAUCUUCAUGUUUCCAAGGAAUUGAUUGAUACAAAAAAACAUUUCAUACACACUAACUAGAUCCGUCUAUGAGUCCCUGGAACCCCUCUCUCCUCUCAAGAAUACUGGGAAUUGUGAAAAACACGUGCAUCGUGCACUAUUCCAGGCCAACCAACACAAAUAUCGGUGAAAAUACCGGAGUGGUCAACCAUCCCCUGUAAAAUUACAGAAUGCCAUCCCUUUCUGUUGUAGUAGUCCGCAGGGGUUUUCUGUGGAGCCUCAAUUGGAAUGUGGCUGCCAUCUAUCGCUCCACCACAAUGAGGAAAACCUCUUUUUUCAAACCUGUUGAUGACUGAAGUUUGGGAGCUCCCCACAGGCACUUUAAUGUAUUUCGGCAACAACAUUUUAACUAUAGAUUUUACAAAAUGGGCAGAGGCGUACGCAAUCCCUAACCAGGAAGCAACAACAAUAGCAAACAAGCUGGUCAACGAGAUGUUGCUCAGAUUUUCCCCGCCAGAACAACUGCACAGUGAUCAGGGGCGGCAGUUUGAGUCAACCCUCAUUGCCGAAAUUUGCAAGUGCCUGGGCAUUCACAAAACACAAACAACCCCCUACCACCCUCAAUCUGAUGGGCUGGUAGAGCGAUUUAAUCGCACCUUGCUGAACAUGCUUGCUACCGCAAUGGCAGGACACCCGGGAACCUGGGAAGAUCACACUCAGAAAGUCCUCCUGGCAUACAACACUAGCACCCAAUCAACAACAGGAUUUAGUCCAUUCUUCCUGAUGUUCAGCCGAGAAGCACGACUCCCUCCCCUCCAGCCACGGUAAACACUUAUGCCAUCGAUCUUUCGAACACCAUUCGUGAGGCCUAUGC
Messenger RNA from Geodia barretti, 936 nucleotides. Lineage: Eukaryota; Metazoa; Porifera; Demospongiae; Tetractinellida; Geodiidae. The record is from the annotation of a GenBank genome assembly.